Molecule: messenger RNA, 1041 nt
Organism: Drosophila busckii
Lineage: Eukaryota; Metazoa; Arthropoda; Insecta; Diptera; Drosophilidae
Product: retinol dehydrogenase 12-like
Exons: 5
Coding region: 57-962 (301 amino acids)
Source: RefSeq, a predicted model, not a curated record
UAUUGCGUCGCAGUUUAUUCCGUACAUACUAUCGAGCAGCAGCUAAAAUUCUAGAAAUGUGUUCGAUUAGGGAUGGUCAGUAUACCAAACAAACGGAUGAAACGGGCAAGGUGGUGAUUGUAACUGGCUCCAAUACUGGCAUAGGGAAGGAGACUGCAAGGGAACUGGCACGUCGUGGUGCAACUGUUUAUAUGGCAUGUAGAGAUGAACAAAGAGCUGAACAGGCGCGCCAAGAAAUUAUCAAAGAUACAAAAAAUGAGAAUGUGAGAUUUCUUGAAUUGGACUUGGCAUCACUGGACUCAGUGCGAAAAUGCGUUGCCGUUUUUAAACUGCAACAGGAUAGGCUACAUAUCUUGAUUAACAACGCAGGACUUGGGCUGGGCCCACGCAGACUGACCAAAGAUGGAUUUGAGAUGCAAUUGGGUGUCAACCACAUGGGCCCCUUCUUGCUUACAAUGCUCUUAGUUGACUUGCUAAAGAAAUCGGCGCCCAGUCGCGUAGUUAAUGUUUCAAGCAGGGUUCAUGCAUAUGGCAAGCUCAAGGUGGAUGAUUUAAACAGUGAGAAAUCGUAUAAUGAAACAGGUGCUUACAAUCAGAGCAAAUUGGCAAAUAUAUUAUUUACACGCGAGCUGGCUAAGCGUUUGGAAGGCACAGGCGUUACCGUUAAUGCAUUACAUCCUGGUGUAGUGGAUACGGAACUUUAUAGAAACUUGAAGUGCAUUCAAAAUGAUUUUGGACAACAUGUGGUCAGGCCAUUAAUGACGCCAUUCGUCAAGACACCCAAGAGUGGUGCACAAACUACUUUGUACGCAGCUCUGGAUCCUGAUUUGGUUAAUGUAACUGGCUUGUAUUUCAGUGAUUGCAAACCAAAGAAAGUCUCUGCAGCAGCCGCAGAUGAGGAAACAGCUAAGUUUUUGUGGACGGAGAGUUUAAAAUGGACGGGAGCUCCAAGUUCAGCUUAAGAUUAAAACUAUGCUUUUGAAUUUUAUGGCUUAAUCAUUGCGAUUCGAAUACUAAAAUAAUAAAAAUACUAAACUGUGG